UAUAAAACACAAAACACAAACAUUAUAUUUAAUUAAUUGAAAUCAGCUUUAAUCGAUCCCUCUUCUCACUCUUCUUUCCGUUUCUCCAAAGGAUACCUCCACAAAACUGAGAGGAUCGAUCGAGAAAGUUAAUUUCAUGAGUUUGGGAGGAAGAGAAUUGAAGAGAAAUUAAUUAAGACAAAAAAGGAGAUCAGAAUUGUCGUAGUAGUAGGUAGUGGGUGAAAUUAAUUAUAUAUGGUGUCUGUGAUGGGUGGUGGCGAAGCAGCUGAUAGUCCUCAAAAGACAUCGAUAUCGACCUCAUCAUCAAUCGACACUCUGUUGGGACUGCUGAGGAUUCGAGUGAAGAGAGGUAUUAAUCUUGCUGUUCGUGAUGUCCGAAGCAGUGAUCCGUAUGUUGUUGUGAGGAUGGGGAAACAGAAGCUCAAGACUCGCGUUAUCAAUAAGGAUAUCAAUCCUGAAUGGAAUGAGGACUUGACUCUUUCUGUUUCCGAUCCUAAUCACCCCGUUUCUCUGACGGUGUUCGACCACGACACUUUCAGCCCAGACGACCCCAUGGGAGAUGCUGAGUUUCGUAUUACUCAAUUCCUGGAAGCAGUAAGCAUGCAACUUGAUGGCGUCCCAGAUGGUACAAUCAUCACAAAAGUACAACCAUGUAGGGCUAAUUGCCUGGCUGAGGAGAGUUGCAUCGUCUGGACAGACGGUCAGGUGUUGCAGGACAUGUGCCUCAGACUCAAAAACGUCGAGUGUGGUGAACUCGAAAUUCAGCUCCAAUGGAUCCAGCUUCCUGGUUCCAAGUCCGCCUAGACGGACAACCACCAUACAUAUGCCCGCCAUCCAGUUGCUUCUGUUUCUAUUACCAUCUAUCCUUUAUCUUUAUCUCCUUCAUAAACUUCCAUGUUUGUUCUUUUUUAAGGGUUUAAUCUUUUGUAGGUGAAGUUGGGAAGAAAAAAUUGUUGCUCAAAUCGAGUUUGAUCCGACUAAAUUUGUCACAUAACAGAUAUUAUAUA
Molecule: messenger RNA, 1007 nt
Organism: Sesamum indicum (sesame)
Lineage: Eukaryota; Viridiplantae; Streptophyta; Magnoliopsida; Lamiales; Pedaliaceae
Product: protein C2-DOMAIN ABA-RELATED 4
Source: RefSeq, a predicted model, not a curated record